Molecule: messenger RNA, 1202 nt
Organism: Marasmius oreades (fairy-ring Marasmius)
Lineage: Eukaryota; Fungi; Basidiomycota; Agaricomycetes; Agaricales; Marasmiaceae
Exons: 4
Coding region: 66-1202 (378 amino acids)
Cellular component (GO): cytoplasm
Molecular function (GO): electron-transferring-flavoprotein dehydrogenase activity; flavin adenine dinucleotide binding
Source: RefSeq, a predicted model, not a curated record
CGUGAAAUCAGCCGCCCUACUGCCAUCAGCCACUUACAAAAAAACCUAUUAUCCAACACCCCAUAAUGUCCACCAUGUCUGCUCAACGGAGGUCAAGAAUUGUCAUUAUCGGUGGCGGAGUCGCAGGCACGAACAUUGCACGUCCUCUCUCCAAAUCUCUCGACCCAUCUCGCUACGAAAUCAUUCUCAUUAAUGCCCGACCAUAUUCAAUUCUUCUCCCCCCGUCUCUGCGAAUGAUCACUUCGGCCCACAAUGACCUCAAAGAAAACAUCCUUGUCCCGUUUGACAAACUCUUCAUCAAUGGAAAUGGAAAGUUUGUAUGUGGAGAGGUCAUUGCUAUUGACGCGAAGCAGAGGGAGGUUCAGUUGAAAAGUUCGGAGAGGAUUAGAUAUGAUGUUUUGGUCCUUGCUACCGGUAAUAAGUGGGAUGGACCCAUUGCAUUUCCGAAUGAGCCGAAGGAAGUGGACGAGUUCAUUGUACAGACGAGAAAGGAGUUUGAGGAUGCAAAGGACGUGCUGUUAGUGGGCGGUGGUGCGGUUGGUAUUGAACUUGCUGGCGAGAUUCGAGAUGUGUGGUCCGACAAAGAAAUAACCAUCAUACACCGCGAAAAGCUACUCCUUAAUGACGCGUAUCCCCACAAGGUCCGGGAAGCAAUUCAGAAACAACUCGAGAGCCGAAACGUUAAAGUAAUUCUGGACAACAUGGUUUCUGAAGACCUGAUUCCUGGCCCCUCUAAUAAUAUACCUGUCCCGACGAGGAACGGACGAACCUUGCGUCCCGAUCUCGUCGUUCGUACAUGGGGUGGUCGUCCGAACACACAGUUCAUGGGUUCUUCCCUCGGCCAAAACGCCCUGACUCCCCGCGGCCAUAUCAAAGUCAAACCAACCUUACAGCUAAUCGAUCAUCCGAAUAUCUUUGCGGCGGGAGACAUCAUUGACUGGCAGGAACAGAAAACGAGUAUGAAGACGUCUAUGGGGCACGUACCAGUCGUCGUAAAGAAUGUGACGAGUUUCCUGAAUGGGAAGAAUGUGAAUGCGCUUUACAAAGGGUCGAUGGAGAUGAUUGUAAUCGUGAAUGGAAAGGCCAGUGGUAUUGUUUUCAUGGAUGUCCUCUGGGGUCUCAUGCUUGGCCCUUUCUUCGCUGUGCUUUUCAAGUCGAAAAAUCUUCUAGUUCCUAUACUACGCGGUGCAAUUGGGUAUUAG